Populus nigra (black poplar) is the source of this 4037-nucleotide messenger RNA. RefSeq names its product structural maintenance of chromosomes protein 6B-like. The transcript is spliced from 28 exons. Gene Ontology annotation, molecular function: ATP binding; protein binding; damaged DNA binding. Gene Ontology annotation, biological process: chromosome organization; double-strand break repair via homologous recombination. Lineage: Eukaryota; Viridiplantae; Streptophyta; Magnoliopsida; Malpighiales; Salicaceae. Gene Ontology annotation, cellular component: chromosome; site of double-strand break; Smc5-Smc6 complex. The coding region runs from base 295 to 3381 and encodes 1028 amino acids. The record is from RefSeq and is a predicted model, not a curated record.
GCAAAUCCUUCUUCCCGCCACAAAGCCCUCACUUCCUCUCCUCCCCACACACUCCCUCCCAUUACUUUAUUAUUACUCUCUCCCUACAAAAAUAAAAAUAAACUGUGUCCUUUACUUUUAAAUUUUUAGGCUGGCUGGCUCGGUCGCUCUCUAUUGAAGAGAUUUGCAAGAACCCUGGAUCAUCAAACCAGGCCAUGGAUGAUUCUAGGGUUUUCGGGGAUAGUAACAUCCCUACCACUUUUCGGUCCGGUGUGGGUACCAUCUCCAGGAUCCGGUUAGAGAACUUCAUGUGCCAUGAUAACCUCCAAAUUGAGCUUGACCAGUGGGUCAAUUUUGUCACCGGUCGAAACGGAAGUAGGUGGCAAAAGUGCAAUAUUGACUGCUUUAUGUAUUGCAUUUGGAUGCCGGGCUAAAGGAACUCAAAGGGCCGCCACUUUGAAGGAUUUUAUCAAAACUGGUUGCAGUUAUGCUGUUGUUGAAGUGGAAGUAAGAAACAGAGGAGAGGAGUCUUUUAAGCCAGAUAUCUAUGGUGAUUCCAUAAUAAUAGAACGGAGAAUCAACCAAUCUUCCAGUACCACUGUUCUAAAGGAUCACCAAGGAAGAAAAGUGGCUAGUCGAAGAGAGGAUCUUCGGGAGCUCAUAGAACAUUUUAAUAUUGAUGUUGAGAAUCCUUGUGUAAUAAUGAGUCAAGACAAAAGCAGAGAGUUUCUGCAUUCUGGGAAUGAAAAAGACAAAUUUAAGUUCUUUUUCAAGGCUACUCUUCUUCAACAAGUUAAUGAUCUUUUACUAAGUAUUAAUGAACAACUGAAGUCUGCAAAUGCACUUGUUGAUGAACUGGAGGCUUCGAUAAAACCCAUAGAGAAGGAACUUACUGAGUUGCAAGGAAAGAUAAAAAAUAUGGAGCAUCUAGAAGAAAUGUCUCAGCAGGUACAACAGUUAAAGAAGAAGCUUGCAUGGUCUUGGGUCUACAGUGUAGACAAGGAACUCCAGGAACAAAUGGUGAAGCUUGGAAAGCUUAAAGAACGCAUACCCACUUGUCAAGCUAGAAUUGAUCAUGAACUCAUGAAGGUGGAGGAAUUGAGAAAAACCUUCACAGAGAAGAAAGCCCAAACUGCACAUAUGGUGGAAAGAGCGAAGGAAGUGAGGAAUAAACAGGAUGAAUUGCGUAAUACUGUUUCCUUGGCAACAAAGAAGAAACUUGAGUUAGAAAAUGAGCACAAUCGCCGAACCAAUCAAAUUCAUAGCAUGGUGAAACGUGUCAAGUUGCUUGAACAACAAGCCCGUGAUAUUCAUGAGCAACAAGUUAAAAAUACACAGGCUGAAGAAUGUGAAAUAGAGGAAAAGCUUAAGGAACUUCAGGACAUGAUUGAUGCUGCUGAUUUCACACUUUCAAGGUUGAAGGAAGAAGAGAGUACCUUAUUAGAAAGCGUGUCCAAGGGAAUGGAUGAAAUUAGAAAGAUUACUGAAGAGAUUGAAGAGUAUGGAAAGAAGGAACAGGAAAUCCGUGCAUACAUCCGUGAGCUCCAGCUAAACAAAACCAACAAGGUUACAGCGUUUGGAGGAGAUCGAGUGAUUCAACUUUUACGUACAAUUGAGAGACAUCACCAAAGAUUUGGAAGCCCGCCGAUUGGUCCAAUUGGUGCUCAUGUGACUUUAGCAAAUGGUGACAGGUGGGCUCCUGCUGUUGAGAAUGCUGUCGGGAAGUUGCUCAAUGCUUUCAUUGUGACAGACCAUAGGGACUCUCUUCUUCUGAGAGGAUGUGCAAGAGAAGCAAACUAUAACAACCUGCAGAUUAUUAUAUAUGAUUUCUCAAGACCAAGGCUGACCAUACCAUCUCACAUGCUUCCGCAAACUAACCAUCCAACUACAUUUUCCGUUAUCCGUUCUGACAAUGAUACUAUUCUAAAUGUUUUAGUGGACAUGGGAAGCGCUGAGAGGCAAGUGCUUGUAGAAGAUUAUGAUGCAGGAAAAGCUGUUGCUUUUGAAAAACAGAUCUCAAAUCUAAAAGAGGUUUAUACAAUAGAUGGUUAUAAAAUGUUUUCACGCGGGUCAGUCCAGACAGUUCUUCCCCCAAAUAAGAAGCUUAGAGCUGGCCGCCUUUGUGGUUCAUUUGAUGAUCAAAUUAGGAAUCUUGAUCAAUCUAAAUCAAAUGUUCAAAAGGAAGCUGAUCAGUGCAGGAAGAGGAAACGAGACUCUGAGGCAAGCCUUCAGCAUCUUCAACAUGGGCUAAAGAUUAUGAAGGAGAAGUGCAGGAAUGCUGAGCGGGAUCUGGUAUCUAAGAAACUAGGACUGCAGGAUGCAAAGAACUCGUAUGCUUCUGCAACCAGUUCACAAGCUGCUGCAUCAACUGUUGAUGAACUUCAACAAGAAAUCUCAAGCAUCCAAGAGGAGAUACAAGAAAAGAAAAUGCAGCUGGAAUCGCUCCAAGUCAGAAUUAAUGAAGCUGACUCAAAAGCCAGGGAUCUUGAAUUGACAUUUGAAGAUUUGCGUGAGUCAGUGAAAGAAGAAAUCGACGCUAUUGAGAAAGCAGAGAGUGAGCUGGUGAAGAUUGAAAAAGAUCUGCAAUUUGCAGAAGCAGAAAAGGCCCGUUAUGAAGGAGUAAUGACUACCAGGGUUCUCCCUGAUAUUGAAAUGGCAGAGGCACAAUAUCGGGAGCUUGAAGAGAAUCGUAAGGAGAGCUGCAGAAAGGCUUCAAUUAUAUGUCCCGAGAGUGAGAUUGAAGCUUUAGGAGGUUGUGAUGGCAGCACCCCAGAGCAGCUCAGCGUGCAUUUAAAUAAACUGAACCAGAGACUUCAGAAUGAGUGCCAGCAGCAUUCUGACUCUAUUGAUGACCUGAGGAUGUUUUAUCAGAAAAAAGAGCGUAAAAUUUUGCGUAAACGGCAAACAUACAGAGCUUUUCGUGAAAAGUUGAAGACUUGUGAGGAAGCCCUGAAUUUGCGAUGGAGCAAAUUUCAAAGGAAUGCAAGUGAUUUGAAGCGCCAAUUGACUUGGAAUUUCAAUGGUCACUUAGGAGAGAAAGGGAUUAGUGGGAGCAUUAAAAUUAGUUACGAAGAGAAGACCCUCAAAGUAGAGGUAAAAAUGCCCCAAGAUGCAUCCUGCAGCUCUGUUCGUGACACUAGAGGGCUUUCAGGCGGUGAACGCUCUUUCUCAACAUUAUGCUUUGCAUUAGCUCUUCAUCAGAUGACAGAAGCCUCAUUCCGAGCAAUGGACGAGUUUGAUGUAUUUAUGGAUGCUGUUAGUAGGAAAAUUAGCUUAGAUACCUUGGUGAAGUUUGCAUUGGCCCAAGGUUCCCAGUGGAUAUUUAUCACUCCUCAUGAUAUCAGUGGUGUAAAACAUCAUGAGAGGAUAAAGAAGCAGCAGCUGGCAGCUCCACGUUCUUGAUAAUUGAUUGCAAUUUAUGCUGCUGUUUUAUGCUACUUGGAAUGCAAGUAAUGGUUAGUUUUGCUGCUUAGACAUUUAUACAUGUGAUUCAUUCAAUAUUCAUACGUAUUAGCAGUCCGGUUAUUGUCUUGGCUUACCUCUGCUGUUGAUUUGGGAUUCGUUGCCCUUGUCACUGAACAUUAGCUUUUCAAAUGCUGUGCAUAGCCUCUUUCACUAUCUCUCUGAGCUCGAUACUUAAAUUUUCAUGCCGACAUGACAAUCAGUUUAAUUUCAUCAACGCCCUCCGGGUUCCUUGAUCAUCCUUUCUCUCCUCCCGUUGUCUUUGCUUUGCUUGGCAGUCCAGGACAUGCGCGAUGAAAUUUGACCCUGUCCGGCAAUGCCCCUGGCGUGACCAAGUUUUGUUUGCAUGAUGCUGGACAGGACCUGUAACCUUUUUUUUCUUUUCUUAUACCUGGCAGUAUAAUUAAUCAAUGAUCUCAUCUAAGAUGUGGUUUGGUACGACUUAGAAGAGGAGAUGCUAGGCAUCUUAGUGCCUGAAAUUCAGUGAUUGUUACAAUUGAGUGUUUGGACGUUGAUUAUUAUUUUUUUUUUUUUCAAAUAAAUGUUUAAACCAUUUAAAAUCUAACAAUCAAUUAUCGUUUUGGAUGUUUGUCAAA